Molecule: messenger RNA, 1682 nt
Organism: Rattus rattus (black rat)
Lineage: Eukaryota; Metazoa; Chordata; Mammalia; Rodentia; Muridae
Gene: Vtn
Product: vitronectin
Exons: 7
Coding region: 83-1603 (506 amino acids)
Biological process (GO): immune response; cell adhesion mediated by integrin; cell-matrix adhesion
Molecular function (GO): extracellular matrix binding; polysaccharide binding; scavenger receptor activity
Source: RefSeq, a predicted model, not a curated record
UCUGAUUCUUUCCCCAGGCAAGACAGUGAGACUCCAGAAGCUCCGAGCCCGGCUUGCCAAGGCCCUCUGCUAGAGGCCUGCCAUGGCAUCUCUGAGGCCCUUUUUCAUACUAGCCCUGCUGGCAUGGGUUUCUCUGGCUGACCAAGAGUCAUGCAAGGGCCGCUGCACUCAGGGUUUCAUGGCCAGCAAGAAGUGUCAAUGUGAUGAGCUUUGCGCCUACUAUCAGAGCUGCUGUGCUGACUACAUGGAGCAGUGCAAGCCCCAAGGUGAGGUCAGAGCCCUGAUGGGUGGGCCAGGGGUUCCCUCCACCACUGGACACUCACUACUUCCCAUUCUGCCUGCAGUGACUCGGGGGGAUGUGUUUACCAUGCCAGAAGAUGAGUAUUGGGGCUAUGACUACACGGAGGAAACCAAGAACAGUACCAGCACUGGCGUGCAAUCCGAGAACGCCUCUCUACACUUCACCCUAAAGCCUCGAACCGAAGAGACUAUAAAGCCAACAAUUCCUGAUCCUCAGGAACAGUCAAACACCCAAGAACCUGAAGUGGGGCAACAGGGAGUGGCCCAAAGGCCUGACACCACUGAUGAAGGAACCUCUGAGUUUCCAGAAGAAGAGCUGUGUAGUGGAAAGCCCUUUGAUGCCUUCACAGACCUCAAGAAUGGUUCCCUUUUUGCCUUCCGAGGUGAGUAUUGCUAUGAGCUAGAUGAAACAGCAGUGAGGCCCGGGUACCCCAAACUCAUCCAAGAUGUCUGGGGCAUCGAGGGCCCCAUCGACGCUGCCUUCACUCGCAUCAACUGUCAGGGGAAGACCUACUUGUUCAAGGGUAGUCAGUACUGGCGCUUUGAGGAUGGUGUCCUGGACCCUGAUUAUCCCCGAAACAUCUCUGAAGGCUUCAGUGGCAUACCAGACAACGUUGACGCAGCCUUAGCCCUUCCUGCCCACAGUUACAGUGGCCGGGAAAGGGUCUACUUCUUCAAGGGAAAACAGUACUGGGAGUAUGAAUUUCAGCAGCAGCCCAGCCAGGAGGAAUGUGAAGGAAGUUCUCUGUCAGCCGUGUUUGAGCACUUUGCCUUGCUUCAGCGGGACAGCUGGGAGGACAUUUUUGAACUCCUCUUCUGGGGCAGAUCCUCUGAUGGCGUCAAAGGACCCCAAUUCAUCAGCAGGGAUUGGCAUGGUGUACCAGGGAAAGUGGACGCUGCUAUGGCCGGCCGCAUCUACAUCACUGGCUCCACAUUCCGCUCUGUCCAGGCCAAAAAACAGAAGUCUGGGCGUCGAAGUCGAAAACGCUACCGUUCACGCCGAGGGCGUGGCCAUAGCCGCAGCCGCAGCCGCAGCCGCAGCAUGAGCUCCCGUCGCCCAUCGCGUUCAGUCUGGUUCUCUUUGCUCUCCAGCGAAGAGAGUGGGCUAGGAACCUACAAUUACGAUUAUGAUAUGAACUGGCGCAUACCUGCCACCUGCGAGCCCAUUCAGAGCGUCUAUUUCUUCUCUGGAGACAAGUACUACCGAGUUAACCUUAGAACACGGCGAGUGGACUCUGUGAAUCCUCCCUACCCACGCUCCAUUGCUCAGUAUUGGCUGGGCUGCCCAACCUCUGAGAAGUAGGAAUCAGCACCCACACAGCUGAGCUUCAGAAACCUCGUCCUCCAGCUUUUUCCUCCCAGCCCAAUAAAGUGUUGGCCCC